Molecule: messenger RNA, 1050 nt
Organism: Endocarpon pusillum Z07020
Lineage: Eukaryota; Fungi; Ascomycota; Eurotiomycetes; Verrucariales; Verrucariaceae
Exons: 2
Coding region: 1-1050 (349 amino acids)
Source: RefSeq, a predicted model, not a curated record
AUGGCUGCCAUUCAAAAGAUGUCGGCAGCAAAGCUGGCGAGCCUGAAGCAUGGCCCAACGAUCAACAUCCUGUUUCGAGAGAACGAUACUACCGACCUGGCGAUGUUGCGCGAAGGGUUUCCCAAGCAGGUUGCUACUACCUUCUCUGCUCUGUGCCGGCAGACCUUUCCAGCACUUGCAGGAACAUCUAUGGCAGAUAUUUCCAAGUCUCCAGCCAACUCAGUCACAAUCAUCGGUGGUCGUGUUGAUGCUCACAAGGCUGUACUUUCAUGGAUGCUGGCAUGUUGUGAAGGCAGAGGCAUGCGGCCGUUUCCAUACAUCCACCGUCGUCGAUUCUGGCAUUAUGCUCAUGCUCUGGAGUCUGCGGAGAUACUGCAAAUUGACAUUCUCUGCGAGGAGCUCUGGGGACGUAUGAAGGACAUUGCAAAGUUGCAGGUGCAUACAGAGGACAUCCAUGCUGUAUACUCGACAACAGAGAAGGGAUAUCCGAUCAGAGGUAUGAUAGCUGAGAGCAUCGGCAGAGCUCUCCUUGAACGUCGUCUUGCUGCUAGACCCGCAUACAACAUGCUACGUCAAGAUCCACAGCUCAAAGACUUCGACGAGGAUGUCAACCAGGCCAUUGCGCGCUUGAAGAAAGAGUAUGCCGAAAGCGAGCAAGGCAGAGCAGCGCGUGCCGAACACCAGGCUGCGAGAAAGGCGGCAAAGGAAGCCGCCCAACAACGCUUCCAACGACGUCGGAACAAUCCCCAAAAGAUGACCACCGCCGAGGUGGCUCAGCACCUCGAUGUUCCCACCGAAUCUGUCAAGUCUGAGGACGACGGUACCUUCAAGGUCACUGUAUCAACUGAGAUCAUUCGCAAGGGCCGAAAUGGACGUGGUCAAUAUGUUGCUCUCCCUCUCCGUCAGGCUGGUGUCACAGCCGAAGCAUAUCGACCUGCUGUCUCCGAAGCUGCGCCGCCUAUUGCAAAGCGUGCUACGGCGGAGAAGCCUACUGAACGACGGAUGCAUGGUCACAAAGCUGUUCCCAACACCACCAAUUCUCAAACCUAG